UUUUCUCCUCGGGCGGCUCUUUUAGAAAUACGCAUGCGCAGCCAAGAGAAGACGGUUGGGAGGGUUCGAGUGCUUCCUCAUUGGGUGCUCGCCUUGUGGUUCCUCCUCCUCCUUUUUUGUUAUCAAGCGCGCGGGCAGGGAUGGCGGUCUCAUGUUUUCGGGACAGCCAGAUCAAACAUCUGGAAUUCUUAUUGGAGAUCUUGGGUUCCUGAUUUCAAGUGGAUGACCACAGUUCCACCAGUGUGUGUUUGCUGUCAAUUCUGAAACCUCCGAUGGCACCUUUGUACUCCUGUUUUAAACAUUGCAGUUGAUUAAUGUGAAAAUCAGACUCUUUCAGCAUAGAAAUACUAUUUGAAAAAAUUUAUAAAUUGUUUUCUUGGUAAUUUCCUUGCAUUCCUAUUUCUUAACUGAGUAUUUUAUUAAUAGUUUACAGACACAGUUAAGCUUUAGAACCAACAUUAAUGUAUACUUAACAUUUUUAUGUGUCUGAUUCCAAUUAACCUUGUGUCCCUGAUUCAAUAUGAUUCUUCACUGGAGACACAAAUAUAAUGAAAAACUUCCUUUAAUAGUCCUAUUUCUAUUAUCACUUUCAUGUACUAAAGUAAUAGAAAUGACUGUCAGGACAUUGUAAUGCUCUAGGUUCUUUAAAACAUACAUUAAAAUACACAACCAACUAUUUCUAAGCUACAGACUUUCAAACUUUUUUAACGAAUGUAAAUAAUAGUGUGUAGUAUUUAUUUACAAACAGAAAAACAUAAUAAGAAUUUUUUGUAAACUGUUAGUAUUUUAGAAAUUAGGUUAAGGACUAAUCUAAUAGAUGCUGGAAAAUGUCUGAGAAAGGUAUGGGUUUUAAACCAGUAUACAGAUAAUAAAAAAUUCAAUACUAUGAAAUAUUUCCCAUCAAAUUCAAUAUGGGACAUUUUAUGAAAUAUUAAGACUGCUCUACUUGAAUGAAUUAUUUUGGAGAUAUUAAAAAUGACAUUUUAGGCACUAAAUUUAAAAUAAUAGUAAAAUAUGAACUACUGUUUUUGUAUAAAACUAUAUUUUCUCCAUGAUCAAUUAUCUGGAAGCAAAACAUGUCUCAAAUUCACAUUUUCUUUGGUGCGCCCAUCCUUCCAACUUCAUUAAAGACAUCAAAAGAAGAUAAAUUUUCAACUGCCACUGCUGAAACAUGGAAGCAACUGAGAGUAAAUACUUCAUUUACUAAAGACACUUUUAACCUUUGCACUAAAAAAUGUGGAUAUUCUGAACAUGCAGAACAUCUGGCAUUAAAUGAUUCUGUAUUGGAUGUCCAUUCCAAAGCACACUUUGAAAAAGGAUGUGGGCUGGAUGAUAGGUUUUUGACAGAGCAUGCAGCUGAUGCUGAAAGUGUAAAAUCCUCCAGCAAGAAAACUGAAGGGUUGGGCAACUUGACUGGCAACAACUGUGAUAUCUGUGGAGAUACAAGCACAGAUGACCAUGUGAAGCAUCAUGUAUAUCAGCAGCUUCCCAACUAUGUAGAAACUGAUGAAAAACAAAGUAAACACCCUGAAAUUGAUGAAGUUGGUGCCAGUUGUGGGGUGGGUAACCACCUUGAUGUUUUUUCACUGGUUUCUAGCAAUGAAAAUACCAAGAAUAUUAGCAGAGGGGUAACGUUUCUAGGACAGAAUGAUGACCCAUCAGACUUCCAAUGUAAUCCUCACAAGUUACUGAGUCAACACUUGGAGAUACAUUGCCCACAAAUAAUAAAGGAAUCAAAGACUGAAAAUUCACUGGAUGUAUGCUCUAGCCUUGCAGUAUCAGCAGACACUGAAUUCCUUAGCAUUCUGACAUCAAGCCAAGUUGUUCUGCUUGCAGGAAGACAUGCUGUAGACCAAAGUGAAAUACAAAGCAACUCUGUAAAGGUGAAGGGAACGAAAUUGGAUGAAUCUCAUAGGGAACUUGUGGAUCCACUUAUUAAAUUAAAUGAAAAUGGUGGUAUGUGUCCUAAUGUGACUGAGAGUCUUGCCUGCAAUUUCUAUGAAAGUUCUCUUGAACUGUUUGAUUCAGAUAGUGCUAUGAAAGAUAACUGCCUAACAUCCCUGAAGAAAGAAACUAGUUUUCAGGAAAAUGCAGGUAUACCUACCAGCCUUUUGCAUGCACCUGGUGACAAACUUAAUAAGCUGUAUAUUGAACCAUGGAAGAAAGGAAUACUGUGCUCUCAAGAAGACAACUCUCUUAAAAGGCUUCAAAUAUCUGAGGAUACCAUACCUGAAGCUAACUAUGCAUUUGCAGACCAGCAACUAUCAAAGAAAGCCAAGUUGAUUUGUUCUCCAGAUUGUCCUGUUCCACGAAUGGAGCAACUGAGAAUUUCAUUGUUUAAAAAAGCUCAGAAACAUCCAUCAUUGCUUAAAGAUUGUUGCUGCAAAGCUCAAAAGUACAAUGUCUUAGUUGCUGUACUACAUCCUUGCCAUAUAAAAGAAAUACAAAUAAAAUCAGGAACGAAAACAUCCUCUAAAGUCCCUUUAGGGACAAUUGUAGUUUUUGAUCAAUCAGAAAUACAACGGAAGAUUGUAUUGUGGAGAAAAACUGCAUUUUGGUCGCUUACAGUAUUUCCUGGAGAUAUUGUACUAUUCACAGAUGUCACUAUAUAUGAGAAUCACUGGAUUGGGGAGAUUAUGCUGCAAUCAACAUUUUCUAGCCAGUUAUUGAAUCUUGGAAGCUGCUCAACUAUUAAUCAGAAUGAAUUCUCCCAUAUAGUGGAUGUUAAUGUUCUUGAGGAUUUGGUGGCAUAUGUGUCUUCAGAGCAUGCCUAUCUUCAAACCCUCCCCAAAAGGCAACCACAGACUCUGAACAACAUACAACAUGUUCUUCUAGAUCAACUCAAGCCAAAUAUCUUGGUGCACGCCAUAGUGAAAAUUGUCAACAUCACUGUGCUAACAGAAUGUACAUAUAGUUACAGAGGAGAAAGACAAAGAAAAAUUAUUCUAAUAGUGGAACAAGUCAAGGAUCAGCAUUGUGCCUUGGUGCUUUGGGGAUCUGUAGCAGCCUACUAUCUUCAACUUCAAAGGAAAAGAGAUCACAUAUGGGACUUUAAGUAUCUGUUCACAAAACACAGUCCUGUUUCUGGUGAACUUGAACUGCACACAACGCCAUGGUCAUCCUUUGAAUGUCUCUUUGAUGAUGAUAGAAGAGCUGUUGAGUUCAAAGAGAAGUUUGAAAAGGAUGUCAAAUCAUUGAUGAGAGUGAGCAGUCUCACUGCACAUCUAGAAGAGAAGUGUUCUGGCACAAUCCAAGUGAAAGCCUGCAUCUCAGAGCUGAAAUUUGCGGUUGCCUCCUCUCCAUGUGGACAAUUGAUCUUUGAUGCUAAAACUUCAUUGCAACACAUUUUUGCUUCUCUUUCUCUGAUCACCUACACAGGCUGUGCAAAAUGUGGACUUGAACGACAAACAGAUGAUAACAAGAUUUACAAUCAGUGCUUUAGCUGCUUGCCCUCUAACAAAGUGAAAAUAUUCUACAGACCUGCACUGAUGACUAUAGAAGAAGAUGGAUAUGAAAUAUCUGUACGAGUUGCAUCUAAACUAAUGGAGAAGAUAUUCCUCAACAUUCCAGCAGAGUGGCUGAACAAGGCCAUAGAUACUUCCUUGGAUACCAAGUAUGGCAUGAUUGUAGCAGACCUGUGCCAUUCACUGCUCACAGACACUCAAGCAUCCUAUUGUUUGGAAAUCAGGAGCCAUUUUGUUCUGGAUGAAAACAGCUAUCCUCUGGAGAAGGAUUUUCAUCUGCUGGGUUUUCAUAUUGAUCUUUGAAGCAGAGGUUUCUAACAGGACUGAUCAGUUGCUUCCCCUGCUCCUCUUUCCAAACAAACCUGAGAUUUAAAAAUAAUAAUGAAAUAGAAAUUUUAUUUUUUUAUUUUUUACUUAAAUAUACAAGGUCUUCAGAUGUACUGUUUGCAUACAUCAUUGUAAUAUUCAUGAAUAGUAAUUAUUUCCAUGGAAUCUUCCCAGCAAGCAGUAAUAAACUGAGUUUUGUAACCAAA
Messenger RNA from Hemicordylus capensis (graceful crag lizard), 3997 nucleotides. It is a transcript of the gene SHLD2, whose product is annotated as shieldin complex subunit 2. The record is from RefSeq and is a predicted model, not a curated record. Bases 1077 to 3767 code for a protein of 896 amino acids. The transcript is spliced from 9 exons. Gene Ontology annotation, cellular component: nucleus; site of double-strand break. Gene Ontology annotation, biological process: regulation of double-strand break repair via homologous recombination. Lineage: Eukaryota; Metazoa; Chordata; Lepidosauria; Squamata; Cordylidae.